This is a messenger RNA of Kluyveromyces marxianus DMKU3-1042, 1206 nucleotides long. It is a transcript of the gene GYP8, whose product is annotated as GTPase-activating protein GYP8. Gene Ontology annotation, cellular component: endoplasmic reticulum membrane. Gene Ontology annotation, biological process: endoplasmic reticulum to Golgi vesicle-mediated transport; positive regulation of GTPase activity. Gene Ontology annotation, molecular function: GTPase activator activity. The transcript has a single exon. The record is from RefSeq and is a predicted model, not a curated record. NCBI's taxonomy places the organism in Eukaryota, Fungi, Ascomycota, Saccharomycetes, Saccharomycetales, Saccharomycetaceae. The coding region runs from base 1 to 1206 and encodes 401 amino acids.
AUGAAUUCAGAAUGGGAAGAAACAGAAACAUCUUUUGAUAUGGCAUCAUUGUCAUUCAUAUCUGAUCUGGAUCAAAGUAAGUUGAAAAGAGUGAUCAUUUCCAAUGCACUACAGAAUGAGGAUGUGAAAGGAUUAGAACAGCUUGGUGUAUCAAAAUUUGGGUUUGUUAAUGCUCAAUUAAGGGGGAAAGCCUGGCUGUCUUUGUUGAAAUCAAGGGUUAAGGGAUCUUCGGAGAAUAAGCCACUCAGACAACCGCACAAGGACGAAUACCAAGUUAAACUAGAUGUGAACAGGGCAUUGUCAUUUAUCAGUGAUGAAAAGCGGAAACUCAAACUUAGGGUUUUGCUCUAUGACACGAUUGUUAAGGUGCUCAGAAAAUUUCCCCAAUUGCAUUAUUAUCAAGGGUACCACGAAGUCAUUUCCGUUUUUGUGCUUACAUGCGAUCCGGAAAUUUUGGAUACGGUAGUAGAACUUUUCACUUUGCUGUAUCUACGAGACUAUAUGAUGGAUUCUUUACAAUGUACGCUAGAGCAGCUCGAUGUUCUCAGUCAGUUCAUCAUUGGAAGAGACGAGCAGUUGGCCAAUGUUUUGCAAUUGACUAAAAGGAAACCAAUUUUUGCCAUUGCCUCGGUAUUGACACUACUAACCCACAAUUUUGAGUAUUUUGAACAAGACAGUCCAAUAUUUUCGAUCUUUGAUAUCAUUAUAUCCACCAAUAACUUAUCUAACAUCUUCGUGAUUUAUACGGAGUUGUUGGUAUACUUCAAAGAGGAAAUUCUAAAACAAAUUAAAGCAUUUGAAGCAGAUUUUGAAAAUGAUAUGGAUGUGAUACAUUCUGUGGUACAACAAACCUUGUUGAAGCUUUUGAGAAUCUCAGCUUGGGAUGAAAUUCUAGCGCAAUCAAGAUUACGCUUCGACGAAGAGAGUCCCAAAAAAUAUAAUUUCACGAAAUAUGUGAACAGAUACAGCAGUCUCUUACCCUUGGUAAACUCGGAUGAGAGUGAAUUGAUAGAUAUAUUAGGCAAGGAGAUAGAAUGGAAUGAGUCUAGAAAAAUUACCAAAGUGUCUAUUAAAAUUUCUCCUAUUAUUAAGUGGUCAUUGGUCAUUGGUAUUAUUGCCGCUGUAGUAAAGGUAGGUUCAUCCCAUACGAACACGAUGCAUGGAUCUUCGUUGAUAGAGUCGUUGAAAAAAGUGUUGAGCACUUAA